Messenger RNA from Linderina pennispora, 820 nucleotides. RefSeq lists its product as uncharacterized. The coding region runs from base 1 to 597 and encodes 198 amino acids. The transcript has a single exon. Lineage: Eukaryota; Fungi; Kickxellomycota; Kickxellomycetes; Kickxellales; Kickxellaceae. The record is from RefSeq and is a predicted model, not a curated record.
AUGCCAUCUCCCUACUUUAAGGAGGCAGUACCGCAGUACCUAGUGAUACUGGAGGAAGCGGUAGUAGCGCCAUGGGCCGGCAAGCGCAUCAUCUGUAUAGGCGAUUACGCGGAUGAUCUUCCUGAGGAUUUCUUGACUGAUCGCGAAAAAGCCAUGAUACCAAACAAUCUCUUGUAUCGGUAUGCAGACCGAUUCACUCGCCCAUCACCUACCAGUGAAACGAAUGUUGGAUACUGCCUACGCGCAUACAUGUAUUUGAUGGGGUCGAACUUGAGCACGGGGAUGAAGAAGGAGUUGAAAUCUAUGUGCUUUACGCCGCUUAUCGACCCUGUGCUGCGAAACCUGACAACAAAGGAGUACGUCCGCAGUACUGCAGUCCCGAGUGACAUCAAUUUCGGACACAUACUGCUUCUGAAGAUCUGCUGGACGUCUGAUCCAUCCAUGUCCCUUGGGUACAGAGGUGAUGAGGAUUUUCAUCGGGGAGCAUGGGCCGGCCAUCGGUUUGACAUAGCAUCGCCCGAAUGGGUCGACAGCACCUGGAAGGACGUCAGCGACGCUGUAGUGCCUAAGGUUGCUGCAAUUUUUCGCGCAGGAUAGCAUGCGACACACGUGCCACUGGGUCGCCGCCUGCUACUCUGCCUGUAGUUUGGGUGCCCAAAGCCUCUUUUAGCUUGCGCUGACUAGUGAAUUAGGGCAUUUUACGUGGGAAUUGAAUGGAAGCGGCUCUUGCAUAGAUCCUUCGGGUGUUGUACGGAGAAUUUACUAGAUACGCAAUUGGUGUUGGAAGGUGCCAUGGCCAGCAUAGUCACUACAAUCCGCC